CAAUUUUUGUAGAAGAUCGAAUUACACUAAUGGAAGUAUCCCUUUACAAACCACGGAUCUGCAAAGAGAUUGAAGUCAGAAGCGCUGUCUUUCCAUUUGCUUUAUCCUCCAUAGGAGAAUACAUGCGUAUUUUUGAGCUCAUAGCAUAUUAUGUGGACGGACUUCUCAAGCACCAGGAGGUCAUACGAGAGUUGUCUAAAGAAAGUAAUGGGGUAAAGGAGGUAACUUCAGAAAUAUUUUCGGAUUGGUGGAGUAAGACUUUAUAA
Molecule: messenger RNA, 266 nt
Organism: Ambispora leptoticha
Lineage: Eukaryota; Fungi; Glomeromycota; Glomeromycetes; Archaeosporales; Ambisporaceae
Source: the annotation of a GenBank genome assembly